Messenger RNA from Uncinocarpus reesii 1704, 399 nucleotides. RefSeq lists its product as uncharacterized. The coding region runs from base 1 to 399 and encodes 132 amino acids. The transcript is spliced from 2 exons. The record is from RefSeq and is a predicted model, not a curated record. Lineage: Eukaryota; Fungi; Ascomycota; Eurotiomycetes; Onygenales; Onygenaceae. Gene Ontology annotation, cellular component: checkpoint clamp complex. Gene Ontology annotation, biological process: DNA repair; mitotic intra-S DNA damage checkpoint signaling; DNA replication checkpoint signaling.
AUGGAUUUUAGGGACAAGGAUACUGCUGUUGAACAGUGUGAACUCCAGAUUUUUGAUGGGCCAGAUGAGGCAGAGUGCAGAGUUGUCAUCCAGAUGGUUUGCAGACAUGGAGUUGUUAAGACAUACAAGCUGAUUUAUGAGCCAGUGGAGGUGCAACAUGCUGUUUUUGACAAGUCCAAGGCCCAAAAUCAGUGGGUCAUAGAUUCCAAGUUCCUAAGGGGAAUUGUGGAGUACUUUGGGCCUACAGCCGAGCAGCUGGAUAUGUUUACAGACAACGGGAAAGCGGUAUUUACGAGCUUCACUACAAAAGUGGCCAACGGAAAAGGUAGGGUAAUUACCUGCCUCUAUGCAAAUGCAUUGGUGUGCCCGCUUCUAAUUACGUACCCGAAGAAAUCCUGA